Pyricularia pennisetigena is the source of this 672-nucleotide messenger RNA. RefSeq lists its product as uncharacterized. Bases 1 to 672 code for a protein of 223 amino acids. Lineage: Eukaryota; Fungi; Ascomycota; Sordariomycetes; Magnaporthales; Pyriculariaceae. The transcript has 2 exons. The record is from RefSeq and is a predicted model, not a curated record.
AUGUCAGUUUUCAGCAAAGGUGUAUUGCCCGAUCUCUCUGCAUGGUCGACUUACGACAAUCACGACUAUACGGCCUUCCGUCUUGCAGAUGUCGAAGCAUGGGUUGCGCACCACCUGGAUGACUGGCUAAGCGAUGCCAUAAUGAGUGAAAAGGCAUGCUCCGAACUCUCUGACCUGAUGACAACCUAUGAGAGAAUUGCUACAUCGAUUUACAGCAAAAACCCUGAAGGAAGGUCAAACAUGGUUCUUGUCUUGAUUGAACUCUGGAUUGCGUGCGACAAAAUAGCAACAGUCCAGAUCCCACUGCUGGAGCAGUAUGACCCUUGCGUUCCUGCAGGACUGUUUGAGUCUCUUCUGCUGCCCUUCCGGGAGCAAAUGGCCAGACUAAACAAGGCAGAGGAAUACCUAGAACAACGGUGCCGCGAAGCCAACCAGUUGCUCCCCUCUGUUUUCAGCUCGUUCGGCGACCACCAGUCCUUCGCCGUACGGUUCUAUAACCAAUCGACAGACCACCAGAAUCUGCUGGCUGAGAUCGAGGCUAUGGCUGCGAAACAGCGCGCAGAUAAGAUCGCCGAGCUUUCCGAUGUUCAGGCAAAGUAUUGGCACCUUCACACACUUUUUGAGGCAGAACGCUGUCAAUAUGUCGAGCUAUGGACCAAACGAGGGCUUUAG